ACAGGUCCCUGGCCUCAGGACGACAGCCAGAACCAACACGCUCACUACAUGAGGGACAAGGCGACGCAGACCCCCAGGGCCUGGGCAGAUGAGAGGAGGAGGGGCUCUCACAAACGCUCGGCCUCCUGUGGGAGCACCGAUCAGCUCAAGGAGAUUGCCAAAUUGCGUCAGCAGCUUCAGCGCAGCAAACGCAGCAGCCGCCAUCGGAGGGAUAAAGACCGCAAGUCUCCCUUCAAUGGCAGCCAUACCAUCAUCCAGUCGCAGUCACCUAUGCCCAAGACCAUCCUGAUACCCAUCCCUAUAUCCAAAUCAUCCGCCCCUCGAUUCCGCAACAGCGUGGAGGGCCUCAACCAGGAGAUCGAACGCAUCAUCAUCAGAGACACACCUGAGAAGGAAGAGACCAUCGUUCCACAGGAUGUCCCAGAUGGGCACCGCGCACCCCCACCCGUCCCCCCACAGCGCAGCAGCAGCACCCGCAGCAUCGACACACAGACUCCCUCAGGGGGCGGCCUGAGCGGUAGCCAUAGCAACUGCAGUAGCCGCCCCGACUCCAUCUCUCCCUCCUACCUCACCGUCCUCAACGACGCGGCCGGAGGCAGCCCCUACGAGGACAAAGAGCUGGGCCCCUACUCCCCGCUGCCUAAAUACGCCGCCUCCCCCAGACCCAACAACAGCUACAUGUUCAAGAGAGAACCUCCAGAAGGCUGCGAGAAGAUCAAAGCGUUUGAAGAGUCCAUGCCCAAACCUCUGCAGGAGAUCCCCCCCUUCCUCUGUCCCGACCGCAACAAGGUCAACUUCAUCCCCAACAGCGGCUCCGCCUUCUGCCUCGUCAGCAUCCUCAAGCCCUUACUGCCCGCCCCGGACCUCAGCUUUCGCCCCGGGGUGGGCCUCCGAAGUCACUCCCCGUCCCUCGUGCCUCUGUCCACUCAGCCCUGCCUCCUGGAGGAGCCCGAGAGCUUCUGA
Messenger RNA from Scomber scombrus (Atlantic mackerel), 963 nucleotides. RefSeq names its product family with sequence similarity 117 member Ba (gene fam117ba). The transcript is spliced from 7 exons. NCBI's taxonomy places the organism in Eukaryota, Metazoa, Chordata, Actinopteri, Scombriformes, Scombridae. The record is from RefSeq and is a predicted model, not a curated record. Bases 49 to 963 code for a protein of 304 amino acids.